AGUCGAACGCGGAACUAGGGAGCAGGCGGAGGCCGGCGCGGAGCUGUUGCUCAGCAGGCCCGGCCUGGCUUUGGGCCCUGGGCCUUCUAGCCGGGGGACUCUGCGCCUGCGCCCGCCCGGCCGCCGCCCGCUCUGCCGGCACGGCCCUGGUCUCGGCUGCUGCGCGCUGCCUGGGUGUCUGCGCGAUCCAUGGGCAGCAGCAAGGGCCACGAUGACAGAUUACGGCGAGGAGCAGCGCAACGAGCUGGAGGCUCUGGAGUCCAUCUACCCCGACUCCUUCACAGUGUUAUCAGAAAAUCCACCCAGCUUCACCAUUACUGUGACAUCUGAAGCUGGAGAAAAUGAUGAAACUGGGAACAAUGUGGAGGUAGAUGAGUCUUUGUUCCAGGAAAUGGAUGACUUGGAGCUAGAGGAUGAUGAGGAUGAUCCAGACUACAAUCUUGCUGACCCAGGGAGUGACUCAGCUGACUAAUGGACUGUCCCCAUCUGCAGAGAGGCUUGAUUGCCACAGCAUCUGUGGCUAUGGUCGGAGGGUUUUGAUUUUCCUUUCUUUUUUUCUAAGAAAAAAUGAUUUUCAGGAGAAUAUUCUUCUGAUGGCUUUCAUCAUUGAACUUAAUAAACUGACCUUAAAAUUUCAAAUA
This is a messenger RNA of Propithecus coquereli (Coquerel's sifaka), 641 nucleotides long. It is a transcript of the gene RWDD1, whose product is annotated as RWD domain containing 1. Gene Ontology annotation, molecular function: protein binding. The transcript has 3 exons. NCBI's taxonomy places the organism in Eukaryota, Metazoa, Chordata, Mammalia, Primates, Indriidae. The record is from RefSeq and is a predicted model, not a curated record. The coding region runs from base 212 to 472 and encodes 86 amino acids.